Penicillium chermesinum is the source of this 1524-nucleotide messenger RNA. RefSeq names its product NuA4 histone acetyltransferase complex catalytic subunit ESA1. The record is from RefSeq and is a predicted model, not a curated record. NCBI's taxonomy places the organism in Eukaryota, Fungi, Ascomycota, Eurotiomycetes, Eurotiales, Aspergillaceae. Gene Ontology annotation, molecular function: histone acetyltransferase activity. Bases 1 to 1524 code for a protein of 507 amino acids. The transcript has 6 exons. Gene Ontology annotation, biological process: regulation of DNA-templated transcription.
AUGGGCGGCAAUAGCGGCGAAGCGACCGGGACUCCCGACCCCGUCGAGAAGGGGUACGCCACCCUGAACACGAUCCGAAUCGGUGUUAAGGCGAUGGUGCAGAAGGAUGGUGAACUACGCAAGGCCGAAAUUCUGUCUAUUAAGCAACGCAAAGACGGUCCUUCGUUUUACGUCCAUUAUGUUGAUUUCAACAAACGUCUUGACGAAUGGGUGCCUGCUGCCAGAAUUGAUCUUUCGCAGGAGGUCGAAUGGCCCCAACCAGAGAAACCCGACAAGAAAAAAUCGGGCCCCGCUAACAAAGCCCCAAGUAAAAAUGCCCAGAAGCGCGCUCGUGCUGACAGCCGUGAGGUAUCUGGGACACCGGAUGCUCUUGGUGGUAAAAACUUGAACGUCGGCAAAGCCCCACGGCCGUCCAAGGCUGGUGGUAAAGAAAACCGCGAGGCUCAGACCCCUGGCGAUGCUUCUCUGUUCCCCUCCGAAGCGGCAUCUGCAGCGGGCGACGAUGACGUUGAGAUGGCGGACGCGACACCUGCCGAGCCCAAGGAGCCCAAAGAAGACGAAGUCAAGACGGCCUCGGGCGAGAUUAUAUCUCGCGAAGAAGAGAUCGAGCGACUGCGUACCGGGGGUAGUAUGACGCAGAACCCGACAGAGAUCCACCGCGUGCGUAACUUGAAUCGUCUGCAGAUGGGCAAAUACGAUGUGGAGCCAUGGUAUUUCUCGCCCUACCCGGAGUCCUUUUCGGACGUGGACAUGGUGUACAUCGAUGAAUUCUGCCUGAGCUACUUCGACAACCAGCGCGCAUUUGAGCGCCAUCGGACAAAGUGCACUCUGGUCCACCCGCCCGGCAAUGAAAUCUAUCGCGACGACAACAUCUCGUUCUUUGAAGUCGAUGGUCGUCGGCAGCGCACCUGGUGUCGUAAUUUGUGUCUUCUCAGCAAGCUGUUCCUCGACCACAAGACCCUCUACUACGAUGUCGACCCUUUCUUAUUCUACUGCAUGUGUACCCGGGACGAGACCGGAUGCCACCUUGUAGGCUAUUUCUCCAAGGAAAAGGACUCGGCCGAGGGCUACAACUUGGCUUGUAUUUUGACCUUGCCGCAAUACCAGCGUCACGGGUUCGGACGUCUGCUCAUCCAAUUCAGUUACGAGCUCAGCAAGCGUGAAGGCAAGCUCGGGUCUCCUGAGAAACCUCUCAGUGACCUGGGUCUCCUGGGUUACCGGCAGUAUUGGCUUGAGACGCUUGUCAGGCUCCUCCUCGAACCUGGCAAAGAGGCUAUCAGCGAAAACGAGCUUGCUGUCGCUACGGCGAUGACCGAGAAGGAUGUUCACGAGACCUUGGUUGUUUACAACAUGCUUCGUUAUCACAAAGGGAACUGGGUUAUCGUGCUCACGGAUUAUGUGAUCGAUGAGUACAACAAGCGUCUCGAGAAGGCCAAGGUCAAGGGGGAGCGUAAGAUUGAUCCUAGUCGCCUCCAGUGGAAACCUCCAGUCUUCACAGCAUCGAGCAGGACUUGGAACUGGUAA